UGUCUGUGAUUGGCUGAUUACGUGGUCAUGUGGAUCGAGAAUAAUAUGUCGUCCUUUUGCGACAUACUUCACGUUUAGGGGAAUAAUAUUUGGGUUACAGAAUGAACUUGUAAUAGUUUAACGGUCGAUACCAAUUUUUUUUGUUUGUUUAUUCUUCAGGGUUAUGCCUGUCAACUGUAAAACCGAUGCACUUUCAACUGCCUUCUUCGUCCUGGCUAACAAUGGAACAGCCAGGAAAACAAUACGAUGCAUUCCAAUUAUUUGUGUACUAACUUUAUAAAAUUAAGUUUUGUUUUAAACGGCUAUGGCGGUUGUUGGAGCCAGAUCAAACCGACACAAUAUUAUGGCUUUUCCGGGUAUGACUGCUGCAACUUCCCAACAAGCUAUCCUUGCAGCUACGCAAACUUUCUAUCAUCCACCUAUAACAACACAAGAUAUUCAACCCGACAGACCGAUAGGAUAUGGAGCAUUUGGAGUUGUUUGGUCUGUGACUGAUCCAAGGGAUGGUAGGAGGGUAGCUCUAAAGAAGAUGCCAAAUGUCUUCCAAAAUUUGGUUUCCAGUAAAAGAGUGUACAGAGAAAUUAAAAUGCUGUGUUUUUUCAAGCAUGAAAAUGUUCUGUCUGCAUUGGAUAUUUUACAACCACAUAGUAUAGAUUUCUUUCAAGAAAUUUAUGUUAUCACAGAACUAAUGCAGACAGAUUUGCACAAAAUAAUAGUCUCUCCUCAACCACUGACUUCGGAUCAUGUGAAGGUAUUUCUCUAUCAGAUUUUAAGAGGUUUAAAAUAUCUUCACUCCGCAAAUAUUCUGCAUCGAGACAUCAAACCCGGAAAUCUUCUUGUCAAUAGCAACUGUGUUUUAAAGAUUUGUGAUUUUGGACUGGCAAGAGUGCAAGAACUUGACGAAAACAAACAUAUGACACAAGAAGUUGUCACUCAGUACUACAGGGCACCAGAGUUACUUAUGGGAGCAUCACAUUAUUCUUCUUCUGUUGAUAUUUGGUCUGUCGGAUGUAUAUUUGCUGAACUUUUAGGCCGUCGUAUCCUCUUUCAAGCUCAAACUCCUGUACAGCAGUUGGAACUCAUAACUGACUUAUUGGGUACUCCCUCCGAAGAAGAUACUAAGACUGCUUGUCAUGGAGCCAGAUCUCAUAUAUUGCGACGGCCCCAUAAAGCAAAUUCCAUGGCUGCACUUUAUACAUUAUCUUCUCAAGCUACCCAUGAAGCUGUCCAUCUUUUAUGUCAAAUGCUGGUCUUUAAUCCUGACAAGAGAAUUUCUUGUGCUGAUGCAUUGACACAUCCGUACAUGGAUGAGGGAAGACUUCGUUAUCAUUCCUGUAUGUGCCGUUGUUGUCAGACCACGCCUGCAGGCCGUCAGUAUAUUACCGAUUUUGAGCCAGUUGCUCCUCAAGUUUUUGAUGAUUGUUUUGAGAAAGAUUUGACUUCUGUGCAUCAAGUUAAAGAUCGUUUGUAUCAGUUUAUAUAUGAACGCUACAAAGGGUUGUAUCGCAUGCCACUAUGUAUCAAUCCUCAUUCUGCAGCUUUUAAAAGUUUUACGAGAGAAUUUCCCCAGAACAAUCAUAUAAUUUCUCUAUAUAAGUGACUUUAGUCCAAUUCUUAAAUGACCUAGGAGUUAAUGUUUAGGCUUUGUCGUUCAUAUCUUGAGAUUUGCCUUAGAAUUUUCACAGUGGAUGAAUAAGAAUGCAUGCGGACUCCUGAGCACAUUUGUUACAGUCUGUCCUGUUCUUCUUGAUUUUUAUUUCUCAUAUAAUCUGGGGAAUAAGCAUAUACUAUUGUCAUACAAUAUUCAAGCUACAUGAAGAAUGCUAUUUAUUAAUUGACUAACUUAACCACUAUAAAUUAUAACUUUUCAAAAUUUUGUUUUUCAUGACAUAUUUUCUGCAGUGAUUUUAGAAAUAAUUCAUGCUCUUUUAAAAAAUUAUUUUGGUUGUUGGUGAAACUUUUUUUGUAACAUUCAGCUUGUACCUGAAGUGUGAAAUUUGAUAAAUUGUUCAGGGGUUUAUUUUGUACAUGAAGCAAAUAUGAUAAAUGUAGAAUAAUUUAUUAUUUAAUAUUAUAUCGAAAGUUGUUAUUACAAUGUUUGACUUGUUAACUUUAUUAUGUUUCAAUUUUUUAUGUAAUUGUAUCAUUGUCUGCAAAUCAGUAAAAAUUUAUUCUAAAAUCUUUAGGAGAGAUAAUGUAGGAGGAGAAAUCGCCUUGACUAAAAACGAAGUUUUUUAGAUAUAUUUCUUAGUGAUGCAUAUAUUCCCCCCUCAAACUAGAGUGCCUAUAAACUUUUACUACUGGAACACAUUUUAUUGUGCCUCAAAUAAAUUUUUUGUAACUUAUAUAGUAUAUGUAAUUUUUUCCAGUGUGAACUUCUUUGAUAAAUUCAUCUUUUGUUUUUUUUUUGGUGUAAAAAUGCAUAGCAGAUAUUUUUUCAAUGUUCUAAACUUUUGAGUAAAUUAUUGAUUUAAAAGUUGUUAUUUGGUGUACUUUGUGUAAAAUCAAGAGAAGUUUAUUAUUAUUAUUGCCAUUUCUUUAUUUGAAAAGUGUUAUUAAAAUGGAAGUCCAUACUUCUUGAUUUAAAAGGCAUAUGCCUAGUGAAAUAAAGUAGUAAUUUUAGAAUAAAAUAAUUUAAGUGCUUACACCAGUGACAUGAAGUUCGUAUUUUCCGCCUUUAAUCUUGUAUGUUUUGAAUGAACUAAGCUUUGGUGAGUGUGUAUUUAUUUGUGUGUACUUUGUAAAGUGCAGUUGUAUCAAUGCACCAAGUAUGCUUCAAUUUUUUUUUAUGAAUACAUCGGUGCAAACGUUGGUAAACAGUGCACAUUUCUAAGCUUUUGUUUAAAAAAAUGUGAUAUAAUGCAUUAUUACAUUGUUUAAUUAUAAUUAAUUUUUUUUUCACUGAAAAAUCGAUUAUUCCUAAAAUACUUUUAUUUGAGAAAAUUUAUAUAUGGAUUUCUUAUUGUUCAAGUUAUUUGUUUUGUUAUUUUUUGCUGAGUUUUAAAAUUUUAUUUUACAAAAAUUGGAAAUUAAGUAAUUUUGUUUAUCGAGCUAGUCAUUAGUUACUUGAAACAUAGCUUUCUUGUAUAUUCAGACUACACGAAAAUGAGAUUGUUAUAAUUGCAAAAAGUUACAUUAUUUUUCACCUAUCUCUUACCACCCUAAUUCGCACAGUUUUAAAUAUUUUGUUUUAACAUUAAUUGUAGUAUUUUUAUUCUUUUUUUUUUUCCUUAUUGUUACAAAAUUAGUACUAAUUAUAGCAUUUGGAUAAAAUUAAAAAGUUGAUUUGAAAGUUUAAUCAAUAUUGACUCACUUCUGAAUUUAUAUCAACUUAGCUAAGUAUAUAUAUGAUUAUAUGCUGUAUAACUCAUGUAUUGCUUAUAUCUUUCAGAUUUCUGUUGCAUCAUUAGUUAUUUUAAAUUGUACUUAUUUUCAUCAUCAAAAUAUUUGAAGACUAGCAGCAAGAAAAAUAUUCUAGGAAACUGAUACUUUAUUUUUUUUUCUCUCUAUGUUUUUAAAUUUGAACCUUCAUUAAGAUGUAAUAAUCUUCUAAAAGUGUGAAAGAUUUUUGUAUGCUUAUAAGUUUUUUUCAUCGUGUAUGCUCUGGACAUUUUUUUUUUUUUUUUUCUUUUUGUCUUGGUUUGUUUUGACUGUAAUCUAUAUUUGUUAGUAGUUUCAAAUUAUAUAUUAAUAUAUGUGUGAAAGAUUUUUCACAUGAAAGAACUGUAUUCAUUUCUUUAUUGUUAAUAUUCUCUUACAAGUUAUAGUAGUUAGAAGGUAUGUAAUACUUUUUACAAACUCAGGUAAAACUUAUUAACUUCAUACUUCUGUCAGUUAGUUCAGCUAGGCUGUUGUAACUACAGAAUGUCCUGUGUGGGAGAAAUAUGUAGUUUUUAAAUUGUCUGAUCUCACUAUGUUCGAAUGAAUAGAGGUCACUUAGGGUAUUUAUCUCGUCUUUGAAUACAUAUUUAUGCAUUGUAUUUUGAGUCGAUAGAUUUAAAUGCUUGUAAGUAAUUUUUUUGUUAUUGAUGUGAAAUAUGUUCAUGCGAAUGGAAGUUUUUCAGUAAUAAUUUAACAGAUUUUAUGAGAAAUGCAUUACAUAGAGUUGAUUAAAUUUCAUGCUUUGAAAAACAAAUUUUCCCCCAUUUCUUAUAAAUAUUGAAUUUUUGUUGAUCAGUUUUCGAAAAUUCCCUUGAAUUUGGUUUCAUAUUUCUACUAAUAGGAAUGAUCUUAUUAGAAAUUUGUGUUAAAUUACAUUUCACGCCAUAAAUAUUUUCUUGCUGAAUUAAUUUAUUUGAACUAAAUUUUGAUAUUAUGAGUAAUGUAUUUCUCAUUGAAAAAUAAUAUUUGUUAACAACUGGUGUGUGAUUGUGAUGUGCUUUGAAAUAAUAUAAUACUUGCAUUUUAUUAAUCAAUGCAAGCAAAACUUUCAUUUUGGUAAAUGGUGAAACUGUUGUAUGGAGUGUUUCACUGAGUUUUGUAGAGUUUAAAGAUUGAGUAAUUCUGCUUUACUCAUUCACAUUGGAGUAUUAAUGCUCUAAAUUUUUAGGAAGCUGGUAGAGCCCACUGUGUUCACAUAGCAAGUUACUUCAUUUUAUUUUUAUGACAUGUGCAUUAUACAAGUUAGAUGCCUAAGACUUUGUGGAACCAUUCCUUUGGUUCCUGUAUACAACGAAAAUUUAGUAAAUUUUGUAUAAUGAUGUUAUAUUUCAUUAAAAUUUAAUUGUGCUAUUUCAUUUACUAAUACAUGAGCAGUGGCAUAGCAGUCGGGGACGAAGAGCGUAUAAAUACCCUUGGGUAUCAGUUCUUAGGGGCACAAUGGGGGCAUAACAUUUGUGCUUUGAUGAAAUUUUUUAAUGAAAAAUAUGAGGAGGCAAAAAUAAAAAAUAAAAAAAAAUCAAGUUAAGCCCUGUACGCUUUUUUUCCAUGCUAAGCCACUGUACAUGAGUAGACGGUUUUCCACGCUUUUUUUCCUCUUGCUUAUAGAUUAUAAUUCUUGACUUGUGCACCAUUUUAUUGUGAGUUUUAACUGGCUUUAUUAUACUGACUUCUCAAUUUUAGCUAAAAUUUUUAUUGCUAGUCAUAUUGCAUCCAUUGUGUGAAAAUUGUCUGUGUAACUUAAAAAUUUUUAAAUUUUAGGGCAUUAUUUAGUUGGUAGAAUACUUUGAAUUUUCUGGUUCAUUCUUUACGAGGUAGCUUGAUUUAUUUAGUGAGGGCAAAAUGAAAAAAGUUGCUUAUGUAGAAUUGCCAGUUAUGUUUUCAUACUUUAAAAGUAACAUAAUUGGUGAUAAUAUUUUAUUUUAGAUCUUGUUCAUGUAACAAAUAAUAUCAAAGUAGUAUGUAUUUCAUGUAGUAACUUUGCCACAAUUAAAUUUGUAAGUUUAGGGUUGGGGUUCUUGUUAGUCUUUUUUUCAUUACUGUUAGUGUAAUCGUGUUUUCCUAUUGUUGAGCAUAUAAUUGUAUUCUUGCUUGCUUAGCAAGAGUUGAGAUUGCUACCUUCCACGGGAAAGCGAAACAUUGAUUAUAAACUUGUAAAUAAUCCUUAAUGUGCCGUCUGAACCUCAUAGCUGCAAGAUGUAAAGUUGUGUAUGUGUUUGCAGUUAUUCCUGUACUAAUUAAAAUGUGUGCCUUCUCCAUAUAAUAAAUUAGCACUGAUGUUUGUCUGUUGAGAGAGCAUUGUUGCUAAUUUUAGUUCUGUGAACUUGUGCUAAUUCUUGUACCUCUAUAACCUGUCAUUGUCCAGAUGCUGCUUUAUUAGCAGAAAGUUUGUAUCUUAGUAUCGAAACUUUAUUGUUAAUUACAGGUUACACUCUUUAGAAUAUUACCAUAAAGCACUAUCAAGAGUUUUUGUAUUAAAAUGCAAAUAGUUGUAUCUGUGGUAGAAAAAAAUUUAUUAAACUUCAAAAUAGCAAUAAAAAGAAAUCAGAUUUAUUAAAUUUUAUUCUGUUUUCUUAAGUGUCAUAGUAACAAUUUUGAUUUGAGAAAUAUUAAUAUGCUUCGUCUUAAAAUGAAUUAUCUCUUUAAAUGGUGUUUUUUCUAAACAUGCUUUUAUUAGGUAGAAGAUGCUGAUUGUCUUUAUGGUAAUAUUUUUAUGUUAGUGUAGCCAUGUUAUACGAUUUUUUUUAUGACCUAUUAUAUAUGAUGCUUAAAGCUUCUAAGAUUUUUCUCCUAGCACUGUGUUUGAUGCCAUUUCAUGAAGAUGCAUAUAGAAAUGUAAGGAAAUGCAGGUUAAUGCAUGUAUAUUUGUACCUCAUAACCUCGAUCACCUAUACUAUAAAACCAAUGCAUCUCCAUUGCACUCUACUCUGAUAACGUUUACCAUCAUCAUCAUGUUAGUCUGUACAUAGCAUUUUUUACUGGUAAUUUGUGAUAGCUUAUAUGGUCCAUGUAGUUUUAAAUGUUGUGACGUUCACAUAAUUAGCCUUCUCAAUGAAAAGUCAUUGUAUAUGUUAUUUCACUUUUAAAAGCUAUUUAAAAGCAGUGGCUCCUAAUAUGGUUGAUACCCAUUAGCAAUGUAGGUUUACAGAAAGAGCUUUCUGUUAUUUUGAAAGCUAUAAUAAAAAUGUACUCAACCUUUUUUUUUUAAAGAAAUCUAUUCUACUUGUGAUUUUCUUUGUAUUUCGUUUGCGUAAAACUUAUUUUAUCAUACGAAAGAUGGUAUGUGUCCAGGCCAUUUGUGAUGUUUCUCUACUAGAUUGUAUUUGUGAGCCAGCUUUGGAAGACGUUCUUUAACUAGCAUCUUUAUAAAUAAUCCUUUUUAAGCCUAAAAUGUAUAAUCAAUGCCACUGUAAUUGUAAUAUAGCCAUUUGAUGGCUUAGGUCAUAUAUUUAACUUGCAACUCUAUAGCAAUUUCUGGAACUUAAAAUGUACUAUAAUGGUACAUUUUAAAUUCUCAUUUUUAAAUUUUAUAACAAGUUUAUUUUUUCAUUUAAUAUUAUUAAAUAUCAAACUUGCUGAAAUGGAUAUAAUUAUUUUUUGUUUCUUCUACCAUUAAUAUGAAUUUGUUCCUUGAGUGGAAUAGUUAAUGCCCAUAUUUUUAAAUGGACAAUAAUAAAGUGGUUUAAAGAAUGUUUUUUGAAAUUAUAAAUUUUUUCUCUGCUUAUUUCUCAUAGUAAAUUUACUAACUGUCAAGUGGAGGAAGAGUGUCUUAAGUUUAUUCUAACUAUAGGAUACUUAACGCUGUUUAACUAUAUUUGCUAUUUAAUGUUAAUAGAAAAUAAUAACGAUAAUGGCUUUGUCUUGUAUGAAAUUUCUUGAUAGACAUUUUCCCCUUUUACUACAAGGAUAGUAAUUGUGAAAAAAUAAACUUAUAGAAACUGAUUCUAUCCUUUUUAUGAAAUUCACUUUUAAGCUAAACUUAGUUAUCAUUCAUAAUUAGGAUAUUCAUUCAUGAUGAGAGAAUACUUCCUUGUUCUUCAGCCAUGUUCAUUCUGUCAUUUAUUAAAACUCAUAGGUUCUUCUGUGUCUAUAUCCAUAUUAACACUAUGCAAGUAUAAUGCAGCAUUAUUAAUUGUGGUCCAGUGCAUGUUCUGCAAUUACUCUCUUCCAUUUGAACAUUCUGUUAGUAAAAACCAAAGAUGUUCAAAGAUGGUUACGGCUUUUGUGAAAAUAUUAUGGGCAAGUUGAGCUAUUAAAAAGUGUUUUAUCAUUUCAUAUCUGUUGUUUUUGUUGGUAUAUAAUUAGAAUUUGCUCAUCACAAUUUUCUUUCUUUAUUGUGGAUUUGUUUCAUUUUUUCCUGUUUUGCCUGAGUUUUUAUUUACCUGCACUAAUACUAAGUGAUGAACAUGUAAAUUAAUGCUUAUAUGUGUGAUUUGAAAUUCUUCUGCAAUGAAUGAAUUGCUUUUAAAUAGAGUAAUGUGAUUGUUGGUAUGUUUUAAUGUAUGCAACAGUAAAAGUUUUAUUACCAGACUGUACGCGUUGGUCACUCGUGUGAAUUUAGCUACUUUUAAUUAUUAGUAUAAAAAUAUCUGUUCUUCACUAUUGUUGAUUUUAUCUAAAGUUUGGUGCUUGUAUACUACUUUGUCUUCAGAAUUUUUCUGUGUAGUGCUAAAUUGAUAGGCUGAUUGUUCUUAGUAUAGUGUUUGAUUGGUACUUGAUUAUACUGCCUUUAUUACUAGUAUUUCGCUGAUAGUUAACUUCAAUUUUUAAGGAUUUUUUUAAAUUUUUAUUUUAAGGGUUAUAUAUAUUUUCUUUUGCCUUAAAUAUACCAAUUUAUCAUUAAAAGUUUAUUCCCCUCUACUCCACUCUAAUUCAAUAUGAAAUUCAGAAUUCUUUUUGCAUCUUAUUUACAUUUUGCUAUCUCAAAAAAUUGCAAGUAAGUUUUUAUUACACAAAACUAUUUAUAUCUAUAAAAUAUUUUUUUUUUUUAAAUUGAAGACUUUUGUUAAAUUAUGAAAACUUUAAUAUUCAACUUGAAUUUAAACUUUUGAAUUUAAAUUGUUUGACUCAUUGUAAAUUCCGUUAUAUUGCAAUCUGUUUUUGCUUUUUUUAUGUGAGGAAAAUUUAGUUUACAUAUAAUAUGCAAAAAUGAUUAAUGGUCGUAGAUAAUAUAUAUGUGAUAAAUCCUUGAUUUUUUUUUUUAGAAAUUAUUUUCACAAUCCAUUAAAAAUCAAUAGUUUUUAUAUAAAAUCUGAUACAAAUACAAUAUUUAAAAAUUCUUUACUUAAAAUUAAAUCUGUGCACAAUUUUUUGAAAAAAAAAUUAGUAAAUAAAAUUCUUUCCAUUCACGGGAAUUAUAAUAUUGCAAUUUGUAUUCCUUUGAUCUUUAAAUUUUUGAAAUACUAUUAAUAAUUGAUGUUUCACUAAAUGUUAACUUUUUUUCCCUACAAGCAAUAACGCUUUUUAUUGUAUAGGCAGUAUGAGAAGUACUGGAUAAUAGAACUUUUACUGCUUUUUCUACUUUGAUUGAAGGUAAAGAAUAGUCAAGUAUUUUUACUUGAUUGGAAAUAACUUCUUAAAUUUUUUCCACUGUUGUCUGUGUAAAUUUUGGUGAAUUAACCCUGCAAGACUUGCAGCCAACACCAAUAUAGGUCUUAGUAUGUUGCAGUUAAGUGUGUGACGUUUUAUUAAUUUCAUGUAUUUAAUAAUGUGUAAUGGAUUAUUUUCAGGUUUUUAAUAGGGGAGAUGUAAUGUGAAAACUAACCUAAUUUUGAAAUACCAUAUACACAUCCGUCCAUAAUAAUGUAGUGUCUUUAAUGCCAUACUUUUAAACAUUUAUUUUCUUCUUCCUGUGUGUUUAUACUUAUUCUUUGAUAAAUAUAAAGAAGUAUGAUAUGAAGUGAUCUUUAUUUUGGUAUUUGUGAAUAAUAAAUUGUAAGAAACUACCACCAUUUCUGUCUAAUGCAAUUUGGCAUUCUUGUAAAAGUUAAACUGGUUUGUAUUAAUUAAUUUAAUGUUAUGUUUCAAAAUUUCCUGUUUGAUUGUAUAAGUACUUCAUUUUAAAACGUUAUAUUGUAUUGCGGAAGUUGUGUGUUUUGGUGUUCGGCCAAGUAGAGUGCGAUUAUUAGGAUGUAAUUCCUUCCAUUUUUAAGAACACUGCCAUCCACGUAGUCUUAAUUGUAGCUCUAUUCCACAGAGCAUGUGUAAAGUGCUAAUGGCAGAUCUAGAUGUAUUACUGGUUUCUGUUUCAUAGAAUUAUAUAUAUAAAAAAAAAAAAAAUCUUUUAUCUAUUGAUUUGUUAUAAAAUGCAUUUUGGUUAAAUUUUUAACUAAGACAAAUUAUAUUUCAUAGUAGGAUGUUGGAUUUUCAAUAUUCAAAUUCUGUUUUAAUAAAGCAAUUGCAUGUAUCAUUUUGAUUUAAAACAUUUUGUUAAAAUUUAAAUCCUUUCUUUGCUGAGCAGAACAGAAAUUAUAUCAAUUUCGUUGUCCUUUUAAUGACUACUUUAGCUGAGCCCAAUUUUAAAUAAUCAAUUAAAAUUUGUAAGUAUUUUCCUUCUAUUGCAUAGAUAAGUAUAUUCCUCUUAUUGCGUGUAGAUGCUUUAAUUUUUUUAAUGCCUUUAACUUAAGUGCAUUAGAUUUCAUGAGAAAAAUAAGUGGUUUGCAGAUGGAAGAAGUUUAAAAAAAUAUCGUAAAGUUUUAUGAUUUAUUUUAUUUUUAACUUGAAAUUCAAUAAAUAGUCUCCUUACUUAUAUUAAAGACCCAAAAACAUCAAAUUACUCAUUAGAAUCUAAAGUAUUUUUUACUUUUGUUGGAUCAUGAUUGUACCAGGAUAAUCCUUCUCUAGGAUAUGAAAGUGCCUUCUUUGUUUUCUUUUUGGUGCAUGUAAUAUUGAUUUUUGAAAUUCAAUAAGCUAAAUUGUUUGAAAGUAUCUUUUACGUCUUUGAAAGAUUUAGUAAUUUAUUUUCUACUGAAUUUUUUUUUCAUGUAAAUUAUACAUAAUUAGCAAACUAAUUUAGUUAUUGCAUCAGUGGUUCAUAAUUGUCGCAGUAAUUUAAACUAAAAUAGGAUUCUUAUUAAUGAAAUAGAAACCAGUCAUUUGCAUUAUGGUUCUGUGUUAGUUCAUGUUGUGAUUUUUCCAUGCAUUAUCAGACCUGUAUUGGUGGUUAGAUGGUUGUGGUUUUGAAUUAAAAUUUACAUUCUAAAUUGAUCACUUAAAAAUAGAUAAUGUCAAUUUUUUUUUGCACACAUAAAAUAAAAUAUUAGUCUGGC
Argiope bruennichi is the source of this 10646-nucleotide messenger RNA. Its product is annotated as serine/threonine-protein kinase NLK-like. Gene Ontology annotation, molecular function: MAP kinase activity; ATP binding. The coding region runs from base 305 to 1600 and encodes 431 amino acids. Gene Ontology annotation, cellular component: cytoplasm; nucleus. The record is from RefSeq and is a predicted model, not a curated record. The transcript is spliced from 11 exons. NCBI's taxonomy places the organism in Eukaryota, Metazoa, Arthropoda, Arachnida, Araneae, Araneidae. Gene Ontology annotation, biological process: intracellular signal transduction; protein phosphorylation.